GUACUGCAUGGAGAUGAACGCACGGCCUAUUCAACAAGCGGAAAAGGAUUUUUUUUCGACGCCUUUACAAGUAUCUUGCUUCAAUUUGAUUUCCCUCGAAGUUCCUAUUGUAGCUAUUGUGACGAAGUUUGACACAUUUGUUCAAGAUGUGCAGCAAAAAUUAGAAGAAUCCGCUGAAGAGGAAGAUGAGGAGGUUGACGACGACGAUGUCGAGAAGCUUGCCGAAAUACAAGCUGAUAUGCAAUUUGAGCAGCACUACAAAGGGCCUUUGAACGAUAUGAAGCACCCUCCGAAGGCGGUCGUGACUUUAUCUAAAGAACUGCAAAGCAAAGAGCGGAACAUUUACGACCUCAGCACCUUCUUCGCGACUGCUCAGAACGCUGAUACGGAAGUCAAGCUUACAACCUCAGCUUCCGGACCUUUUAUCAAGACAUGGGAAACAUAUUGGACUCACCCGAAGUCUGGAUCCCAAGUACCUGCUACGCUUGUUCGCCUUUUGGAGAAACAUCUGGACAGUAGCCAACACUACAUAGGAGAUCCAAGAUCAGACUUUUUUGAAGUGAGAGAUGGCAGUCCCAAUCUAUUGAGGUUCUGCAAGUGGGAGCAACGUGUAGCAGACACAACGCUCAUCAUGGAGAAGAUUCGAGUUUUCGAUAUCAAGGACGAGUUGAAGACGCUCGAAGCGUUGAUCAAGUGGUAUACCCAGCGAAGCGAUACCGUCACGUACGUUCCACCUUUUUUCCCUGUCUUUCGCACACCUUUCUUUGAGAGAUUAAGAGAAACUGAGUAUCUGCAAUUUGCGUUGGCUUCCUUGCUCGACGCUUGGACGAUCUCCCCCCUGUGGGCACCAGCAACUUGGGAGGGCAUGAAAAGCGUGCAAGUCUAUUUAUAUGGAGACGCGUGGUUUGAAGAGUAG
Laccaria bicolor S238N-H82 is the source of this 916-nucleotide messenger RNA. RefSeq lists its product as uncharacterized. The record is from RefSeq and is a predicted model, not a curated record. NCBI's taxonomy places the organism in Eukaryota, Fungi, Basidiomycota, Agaricomycetes, Agaricales, Hydnangiaceae. The transcript has 9 exons. The annotation marks the transcript as partial.